Messenger RNA from Cyphomyrmex costatus, 1617 nucleotides. It is a transcript of the gene Dus1, whose product is annotated as Dihydrouridine synthase 1. NCBI's taxonomy places the organism in Eukaryota, Metazoa, Arthropoda, Insecta, Hymenoptera, Formicidae. Bases 166 to 1578 code for a protein of 470 amino acids. Gene Ontology annotation, molecular function: tRNA dihydrouridine synthase activity; flavin adenine dinucleotide binding. The record is from RefSeq and is a predicted model, not a curated record. The transcript is spliced from 9 exons. Gene Ontology annotation, biological process: tRNA processing.
UGAAUCCAAAAGGACGUGAUUGAGAAUAUUGAAAGAAAAUCGAAUGACGUAUAUAAUGCAAUAUUAAACGAUAUUUAAAACUGACCGAUUCGAGGGAUAUUAAUAAAUUCACGUGGGUACAUUCAUUCCAUCUGCUGAACAGAUUGAGCUACACAAAGUGAGAUAAUGUCCGACACUGUGGAGUCACCUGACAAAGAGGAUGCUGUCUCGAGGAAGAGGACUAACGUUUGGGAAAGUUUAGGUUCACCACGUUACAUAGUCGCGCCAAUGGUGGAUGCGAGCGAAUUGGCAUGGAGAUUGCUCAGCAGGCGACAUGGCGCCCAGCUCUGUUACACACCAAUGCUACACUCUUCAGUGUUCUGUCGAGAUCCCAAAUACAGGCGAGAAGCUCUCGCCAGUACUAGCGAAGAUCGUCCACUGAUUGUACAGUUUUGUGGCAGUGAUCCAAAUAUAUUAUUGGAAGCUGCACGCUGGGCUGAACCAUAUUGUGACGCAAUUGAUAUCAAUAUUGGUUGUCCUCAAGCAAUUGCAAAGCGAGGACAUUACGGAGCUUUCUUACAAGAUGAUUGGAAUUUGUUAAAAAAAAUCGUGUCGACGUUAAAGAAUGGAUUACGCAUACCUAUCACUUGUAAAUUACGGGUGUUCUCAGAAAUCAGUCGUACCGUACAAUAUGCUUGUAUGCUAGAGAAUGCAGGUGCUAGUUUACUCACUGUCCACGGACGUACAAGAGAACAAAAGGGCCCAUUAACUGGAUUAGCAUCUUGGAAGCACAUUAAAGCAGUAAGAGAGGCCGUGAAAAUUCCUGUGAUCGCCAAUGGCAACAUACAAUGUAUGCAGGACAUACAACGGUGCAUUGAGGAAAUUCAAGUGCAAGGUGUGAUGUCAGCGGAAGGGAAUCUUUAUAAUCCAUAUAUAUUUGAGUCUCGUUAUCCAGCCUGUUGGGAACCUGCUUUAGAAUAUCUGGAACUUGUAGAGCAAUAUCCAGUACCAGCAUCGUACAUCCGUGGUCAUUUAUUCAAACUUUUCCAUCAUGUAUUUUGUUUAGCAGAAAAUCAAGAAGAAAGAGAAAACUUGGCCACUAACUCCACUUUAGAAGCUUUUAAAAGUGUCACGUAUGCCUUGAGGGAUCGUUAUCUACCGUAUCAUGAAGGACAUUUGAUAUGGCAGACAGGAAAGACAGAUUAUAAUUUAGAGUUGCCACCGUGGUUGUGUCAACCUUACGUACGAGAACCACCCCAAGAGUACACACAAAAAUUACAGGAAGGUAUAUCUCGGAAACGUGAAUACAGAGACGAGGAAGGAAACGAAAUAUCACGAAAACGUUCAAAAAAACUUAAGAGGAUAGCGCGUAGACCAAAUAGAGCAACUUCGAUUUCCAAAAGAAAUUCAGAUCGGUGUCAUGCUUGUCCAAAUCCUCUGGGUUUUAAAUGUGAAUAUAAAUUAUGUCGUCAAUGCUGCAGAAACAAAUGUUAUAUAGAAAAUUUAGACUGUGCUGGUCACAGAAAUCUAACUAAAACUAGAAGACAGAUGGCAAAAGAAUUCGAGGCAAAGCGCAAGGAAGUUGAAAAUAUAACAUGACACUGUGUAUUAAAAUAUUUUAAAUAAAACUAGAUGUAU